AUGGACAAGAAAGUCCGACUGAAUGGCGUCGCCUCCACCAUGGACGUCAAUCUAGCAGGCCCCAGGGCUUCGACGAUAAUUCAUGGUAUCGAGGCACCACUUGAGCACGACCACUACUAUUGGUGGACGCGCUGCGCACCACUUUUUUCAACCCUCCUUAACAAUUCCGCUUCCUAUUCUGCAGAACAGAAAACCAAGCACAUGCGCAUUUUCAGAGAUGUUGUCAUCCCAACACUGGGCCCAUCACCAUCGAAGGCAAAAGUUAGACCACUUCUGACUAGUGACGGGUCACCCUUCGAGCCGUCAUGGAAUUUCCAGCAGGAUUUGAACAUCGUUCGCUACAGCUUCGAACCUCUUUGGAGCAAUGCAGGGACGGCUGAGAAUCCGUUUCCGGGCGAUUUGAUACCGACUUUGACGCCUCUGCUUCGUUACGUCUCCGACGAUGUCGACCUUCGGUGGUUCGACCAGAUCUGGGACUCUUGGAAUGUCCGAGGUCAAGAAGCUCAGGCAGCGAAGGCAAAGCUGCCACCUCAUAAGAGCCGCGCUCCACUGGUUUUUUUUGGGUUCGAUCUCAAGGGAGAAAAGUGCCACCUUAAGGCCUACGUAUUCCCGAUUUUGAAGCAUCUAGCCACAGGGCUUAGCACAAAGCAGCUCGUUUUCAACAAAAUCCGCAGUCUUCAACCAUGCGGUGACGCCUUCCAUGUUCCCGCCACGAAGUUAGAGAGGUUUAUCAGCACAUAUGCCGAGGGAUGCUCAGUAGAGAUGGUUGGUAUCGACUGUGUUAACCCAUCCAACGCACGUUUCAAAAUCUAUGCCAGGACAAAAUCCAACUCAAAGGCUGUCCUGCGAGACGUUAUGACGCUGGGCGGUGCACAGACGGACGAGGUCAGCUUAAAGGGGGUUGAGCAGGCCUUGAAAAUCUGGCACUUGUUGCUAGAUGAGAGAGACGGUUUACGCGAUGACCAGUCUAAGCCCCCGCGUAAUCCCCAGCACCAGCACAUCGGAAUCUGCUUCGUGUUCGAGUUACGGCCUGGUGAGGAGCGCAUCGAUGUCAAGGCUCACAUGCCGUGGUGGCAGACAAACAAGAGUGAUCUGCAGGCUGCGGCCAACCUCACGGAGGUAUUUUCCAUCCUGGGCUGGGAUGAGCAUGCUUCAAGGUACGCGCGAGGGGCUGUACAGGCGGCGGCACUGUAA
This is a messenger RNA of Diaporthe amygdali, 1194 nucleotides long. RefSeq lists its product as uncharacterized. Gene Ontology annotation, molecular function: transferase activity, transferring alkyl or aryl (other than methyl) groups. The record is from RefSeq and is a predicted model, not a curated record. Gene Ontology annotation, biological process: alkaloid metabolic process. NCBI's taxonomy places the organism in Eukaryota, Fungi, Ascomycota, Sordariomycetes, Diaporthales, Diaporthaceae. Bases 1 to 1194 code for a protein of 397 amino acids. The transcript has a single exon.